AUGCGUUCGCGCUGGCGCUACUUUUUGCCGGUGACUCUGUUCGAGCAGUUUCGGCAUUUCUUCAACUUGUUUUACCUGCUCGUCGCGCUCUCGCAGCUGGUGAAGUGGUUUGCGAUCGGACCGCUGGUGACGUACCUCGCGCCGCUAGCUUUUGUGGUCGCGAUGUCGCUCAGCACCGAGUUUUUGGACGAGUUCAAACGCUGGCGCCAGGCCGCGGUGCUGAACAACGAGGCGUACGUAGCGCUUACGCACAUCAGCGAGACCGGGCAACUAAAGUUUACGCAGCUGCCCUCGAAGCGCAUUCGACCUGGCUACGUGCUGCGGCUCGGCACGAACGCGCGCGUGCCGUGCGACUGCCUGUUGCUAAAGGCUUACGGCAGUGAGGGCGCGACGUUUAUCCGCACUGACCAGCUCGACGGCGAAACCGAUUGGAAGCUGCGCUACGCGCUGGCGGUCACGCAGAACCGCGAGUUCGACGCGUGGCCGCAGCUCGACGGCUUUCUGCAAGUCGAGCCGCCGCGCAAGGAGAUCUACGAGUUCGAAGGCGUGCUCGCGCUGCGCAACGCCGCGGGCGAGUUCGACCGCGUGCACCUGAGUCUCGCAAACACGCUGUGGGGCAACACGGUGGUCGCGGGGGAGCCGGUACUGGCUCUCGCGCUGUUCACCGGCGAGCGCAUGCGCUCGUCGCUGCACCGCGACAAAGCGGCCAGCAAAGUCUCGGCGUUUGCGCUGGAGAUCAACAACAUGUCGAAGAUCCUGUGUGCUGUGCUGCUGGUCGGCGCGUUGAUGCUGACGGCGCUCGCACCGCUGAGCCGCUACUCUAUCAUCUACUUCGUGCGGCACGUGCUGCUGCUAACUUCGAUUCUGCCGAUUUCGCUGAAGGUGAACCUGGACCUCGCUAAGUUCGUGUACAAGUAUUACGUGCAGCACGACGCUGAGCUCGCCGGCGUUCGCGUGCAAAACACGAACAUCAGCGAGGAGCUCGGGCGGCUGGACAUUUUGCUGACGGACAAGACGGGCACGCUUACGAUGAACAAGAUGAAGCUGACGAAUGUCGUGUGCAACCAAAAAAUCUACAAUCUGAACGUUGUGCGCCUCGACACGUUCGCGCCGCAGAACCCGCUGGAGGCGUUGCUGGACGCUGCGGAGUCGGAGACUGCGCGGCUGCACCGCUUCGCGCUCUGCAUGAGCGUGUGCCACUCGGUGUUCGUUGCGCAGAACGGGGGCGGUGCGGAACAGCCCGUUUUCCAGGCAAGCUCGCCGGACGAGAUGGCGCUCGUGCAGUGGUGCUGCUCGGUCGGGUUGGUGCUCGCAGAGCGUUCGCGCGACGCGAUCGCUCUGUCGUACGCGCAGGAGGACGGGCGACGCGCGCGGCUGGCGCUGAAGCUGCUGGACACGUACGCGUUCGACAGCGAGCGCAAGCGCAUGGGCGUGCUCGUCGAGUUUCCUGACUCGGGCGCGCGCUACUACGUGGUGAAGGGCGCGGACUCGGCGGUACUCGAGCUGCUCGCGAGCAGCCCGCUGUGGAUCAAAGAGUCGGUCGAGUACUUGGCGAGUCAGGGGCUGCGCACGCUGGUGUUUGGCUUCAAGCGCGUGUCCGAGGAGCUCUUCGCGGCACUGCAGGCAGCGAACGCCAGCGCGCUCGAGAGCUUCGGCAACUUGGCGGAGAAAAAGUACGCGGUCGCAGAUCGGCUGCUCGACUGCGGCCUCGAGUUUGUCGGCGCGACGGCGGUCGAGGACCACUUGCAGCGCGACGUGCCGCAAACAAUCGAGGCGCUGUGCCAGGCGAACAUCAAAGUGUGGAUGCUGACCGGCGACAAGGCGGACACGGCGCUCUCGAUCGCGACGUCGACGAACCUGAAGCGCGUGCUGCUUUCGCGCUGCAGCCCAUCGCAGAAGGCGCAGCUGGUCGCGGUGCUGACCGGGCUGUUUCCGCAGCUGCGCGUCGCGGCGGUCGGCGACGGCGGGAACGACGUGCCGAUGAUCCAGCGUGCGCACUGCGGCUUCGGGCUGGUCGGGUUCGAGGGCAAGCAGGCGGCGCUGAGCGCAGACGUGCGGCUGCUCGAGUUCCGGCAGCUGCGCGCACUGGUGCUGUACCACGGUCACUUGUGUCGGCUGCGCUCCUUCAAGUUGAGCUCGUUCGUGAUUCAGCGCGGACUCGUGCUCGGCGUGGUGCAGCUGUUCUUUUCGGCCAGUUUCUACGGCGCGCCGGUCUCGGUGUUCCCGAGCGCUUUGCUGGUCGGCUACGCGACCUACUACACGAUGCUCGCGGGCUUCGCGCAGGUGUUCGACUACGACGUCGCGCCGGAAACCAUCUACAUGUUUCCGGAACUUUAA
Molecule: messenger RNA, 2337 nt
Organism: Dermatophagoides pteronyssinus (European house dust mite)
Lineage: Eukaryota; Metazoa; Arthropoda; Arachnida; Sarcoptiformes; Pyroglyphidae
Product: putative phospholipid-transporting ATPase C6C3.06c
Source: RefSeq, a predicted model, not a curated record